This is a messenger RNA of Cydia fagiglandana, 1803 nucleotides long. RefSeq names its product zinc finger protein 845-like. Gene Ontology annotation, biological process: regulation of transcription by RNA polymerase II. Gene Ontology annotation, cellular component: nucleus. The record is from RefSeq and is a predicted model, not a curated record. The coding region runs from base 1 to 1803 and encodes 600 amino acids. The transcript is spliced from 2 exons. Gene Ontology annotation, molecular function: DNA-binding transcription factor activity, RNA polymerase II-specific; sequence-specific DNA binding. NCBI's taxonomy places the organism in Eukaryota, Metazoa, Arthropoda, Insecta, Lepidoptera, Tortricidae.
AUGUCUACCGCUAUACCUUUCAAAUUCUUUUCAAAGUAUUCGUGUUUUUACUGUUCUAAAAAGUUUGUCGAAUUUGAAGAACUUAAAGAGCAUACUCUCAGGGAACACCCGAUUUGCGACGUCAAAUCUAAGUGCAUGAAGAAAUGCAAAGGUGAAAGGAUAAAUGUUAAAGUGGAUGUCGCCAAUUUAGCGUGCAAAAUAUGCUGUCAGCCUAUUGACGACUUAGACAUAUUAAUAGAUCAUCUCAUAGCUGACCAUAAAGCUAAUUAUGACAAGUCUCUAAAACGCUGCUUCGAACCUUUCCGCAUAAUCAAAGACAAUAUGCCAUGUCCCCUAUGUUCCGAUAAGACUUUUAGAUAUUUCAGCACCCUUCUAAGACAUAUCAACUCCGAACACAGCAACAAUAACAGAAUCUGCGAUUUCUGCGGUCGUAGUUUCAAAAAUGUCACCAAUCUCAAAGUUCACAUCACUUACGCUCAUACCGGUUCAUGCGAAUGCGACGUAUGCGGGCUUAAAUUUAAAAACCAAUGGUGUCUCGCGCGGCAUAAAGCUAAAACCCACAACGCGAAAGAUUACAAGUGUCCUAAAUGCCCCGAACAAUUCCAAUCUCAGUACCACAAGCAGAAGCACCUAAUAACGACCCACGACAUCGGCCACAAGUGUUCUUACUGCGGCAAAAUGUUCACAAGGAACUCCUUUAUGAAGGAUCAUAUCCGUAGAACGCAUUUGAAGGAGAAAAACGUGCCUUGCUCCGUUUGUAACGAAAAGUUCUUUGAUAACUAUCUCCUUCGCAUGCACAUGGUGAAGCAUGAGGGAGAGAGAAAGUUCAGCUGCGAAGUUUGUGGUUCGAUAUACCUGUCGCCAGUCGAUAACAAACCAAGACCUCAAUGGACACCCGAAGCAAGACGGAGGAACAUCGAAUCCGUCCUGUUAUACAGCAACGUUGUACCCUUUAUCUGGAAUCGCGGAAAAUACAACUGCUUCUUCUGCAUGGACACGCAAAAAAACCCCAACGAAAUACGCAGCCACUACGAAACUCACGACUGCCUUAACUUACCCAUAGCCGUUAGAAGUUACACUCAGAUACAAGCCAACGCAGACGCGGCGAUCAAAGUAGAAAUCACGAAUUUACAUUGCAAGCUUUGCUCAUACAAGAAUCAAGAUCUCGACGAGCUCAUAAAACAUCUCAUUGACAGUCACGACGUCGAUUACGAUCUCAACAUACCGAACUGCUUCCUCCCCUUCAGAUUGGCAGGCAAGCCUAAAUGCGGCACUUGCAACUUGGAGUUUGAUCUAUUCGAGUAUCUCCGACGACACGCGGACAAGGAGCAUCUAAAUAAAUGCUUCAUUUGCGAGAUUUGCGGAAAGAGUUUCUUAUACGAAAAAUAUUGUUCUGCGCAUGUGAGAGAUUUCCACAAGGACGGUUACGAAUGUAAUUACUGUGAUUUGGUAUUCUCCUCUAAUCAUAAGAAAAUUCUCCACGAGCGGUCUGCUCAUGAGGGCAAAGUGUACAAGUGCUCGAUGUGUGACGAAACUUUAAAGAGUUUGUAUUUAAAAAACGUGCAUUUGUCUGAAGUGCACAAGGUCGAAGAGAGAAGAAUCAAAUGUCCACAUUGUCCAAAAGUGUAUCCUCAGAUCAACACAAUGCAGCAACAUGUAAGGCGUGUUCAUUCGAAAGUUAAACAGCCCGUGUACGCCGUCGGGCAGCCGAUGGUGAAUGAAAAAGCAUUAUAUAAUACAUUCCAUGUACACAAUCCCAUGGAAAAAAUUAGAUUCAAAGAUCUAGAGCUUGAUUACGACUAA